GGUUUCAGUUUGUGUCCUCGCGUAACGAGUGUAUCCGGUCAGCGGUACGACUGAAAGAAAAUUGUGACAAGCAGAAAGAUGAUAUUAUUUCAUUCAUUCGAGCGGGAAUUCGUAGUUUUCACCUGCGAGACUCAUUGCCGACCAUCUGACGUAUAAAUGAUGCGUUAGGUAUGGCGCAACGACAAUACAAUAGCUAUUGUCUCUCAUCCAAUCAGACUUUCUCAUUUCGCUACCUCCUCCAAGCACACCUCCAGCAGUUCAGAGUUGAGCGAAGCCACACACAACAGGCGGUUUUCGCCUUGUUUUAUCGCUGAUAAAUGACCAAAAGAAUUUGACAAACAGCAAAAUGCGUCCAGCAUAAGAACCUCCACAACAACGCACCAGUCACGCAUGGAAAUUGGAAGUAACUUCAGGAACCUGGCCGAGGACUCUGGAAAAGUCCGGAGUCAUGUAAAGGAAUUCUCUCUUGGUGAAGUAGCCAGUCACUGCACGCCUGACUCUUGCUGGGUUGUGUAUGAAGACAGUGUGUAUGAUGUCACGGAUUUUGUGAGAGAGCAUCCAGCGGGGAGUGAGAUUCUUCUUGAGCAUGCAGGGUAUGAUAUCACAGAUGUGUUCCAAGACACAGGGCAUUCACAAGGUGCACUCAAUAUUAUGACCUCCUACUACAUAGGGGAGCUCAGCCAGACUGAGAGGACUUAUAAGAUACCAUCUAAGCUUAAGAAUUGACCAAGCAAAGGCACUGUUCCAGUAACUGCACUGUAGUUCUUACAAGCUUAUGUAGAUGCAUAAUCAGCAUUUCUCUUCCACGCUACCAUUUUGAAGAGUUUUCCCAGCAACACUCCUGUAGCUGUGCUUAUUAACUGUUCAAGAGAUCGUGAGCGUGCGUCGACAAUAUACAAGAGGGUGUUUUUGAGUUUUUUUUGCUAGUGUAAGUGUGGAUAGUUGUUUGCAGGGUGUGUGCUGAGGCGGUAGACAGAGAAAUAAAAUACGAAAGAAAGUCAUGCUCACGUACAUGGGGUAUUUGGAACAUAAACAGAAAAAGGCUGCAAGAAAACGUAAGAAAAAUGCCCCAACUCAAAGCAUGCUAGAGCUUGCAUGCACAUCCGAUUUUUUCUCGCUUUUCGUUCUUCCAGUCCUCCCGUGGAGAAAAUUUGUGGGUUUGUCAAAUCAAAAAUUACUUUUACGAAAAAAAAAAAUAUACUGUGCACAGCACAAAAUGAGCAAUAAGGUUCUAAUAGCAAUGAUUCAGUAUUUGUCAGGGAACAUACUUGCAUACCUGUCAACCUCCGAAAAUCACAAGGCUUGAGAAUUUAUAGGGGGGAGGGGUGGGUAUACUCAUUUUUGUGGGGGAGGGGUGGGUUUAACCUUGCAGGCGUUUGACUUAUGGAAAGCUUUCAUGUACAAAUCCACUUAUGGAUCGCACGAGGGUUUUUUGCGCUACGCAAGUGAAUCAUCGUUUCAAAUAUUUUAAUAGAAAAAAGGCAAAAUGACGAUUUUCUAUAGAAUAAUUUUUCGGAAGCGAUAAAAAUCCCUAAAAAGCUGGAGAUUUGGUUCUCAACGCGGGAGAGCGGGAGGAGGGGUCCAAAAUCUUGAGACUCCCGCCUAAUGCGGGAGAGUUGACAGGUAUGUAUUUGUCUUGUUCUCCACCUUUUCCCGAUCAGAAGACGAAUAUAUAAAAUAAUGAAUAAAAAAAUAAAUAAAUCAAAA
Molecule: messenger RNA, 1707 nt
Organism: Nematostella vectensis (starlet sea anemone)
Lineage: Eukaryota; Metazoa; Cnidaria; Anthozoa; Actiniaria; Edwardsiidae
Product: cytochrome b5
Exons: 6
Coding region: 391-726 (111 amino acids)
Cellular component (GO): intracellular membrane-bounded organelle; membrane
Molecular function (GO): heme binding
Source: RefSeq, a predicted model, not a curated record